CCGGGGCCCCCCGCGAUGCUGCUGGGCGCCGGGGCGAGGGCGGCACUGCUGCCGCUGCUGCUGCUGCAGCUGCUGCCGCUGCUGAUGACGGUGCUGCCCCGGCUGCCCCUGCUGCCCCUGCUCCUGCUGGGCCUCGGCGGCGCCGUCCCCGGGGCGGCCGCGGUGGCGGGGCUCGGGCUGCCCGAGAGCGUCAUCUGGGCCAUCAACGCGGGCGGCGAGGCGCAUGUGGACGUGCACGGGAUCCACUUCCGCAAGGACCCUCUGGAGGGCCGGGUGGGCCGAGCCUCGGAUUAUGGGAUGAAGCUGCCCAUCCUUCGGGCCAACCCUGAAGACCAGAUCCUCUAUCAGACGGAGCGCUACAACGAGGAGACCUUUGGCUAUGAGGUCCCCAUCAAAGAGGAAGGGGACUACGUGCUGGUGUUGAAGUUUGCCGAGGUCUAUUUUGCACAAUCCCAACAGAAGGUGUUUGAUGUGCGCUUGAAUGGUCACGUGGUCGUGAAGGAUCUGGACAUCUUUGACCGGGUUGGUCACAGCACAGCUCAUGAUGAAAUCAUCCCCAUUAGCAUCAAAAAGGGAAAGCUGAGUGUCCAGGGGGAAGUGUCCACCUUCACCGGGAAACUCCACAUCGAGUUUGUCAAGGGGUACUAUGACAAUCCCAAAGUCUGUGCACUAUAUAUCAUGGCUGGGACCAUAGAUGAGGUGCCAAAGCUGCAGCCUCACCCAGGCCUGGAGAAGAAGGAGGAGGAGGAAGAGGAGGAAGAGUACGAAGAAGGUUCCAGCACCAAAAGGCAGUCCAAUAAGAACCGGGUCCAGUCGGGCCCUCGCACUCCCAACCCCUACGCCUCGGACAACAGCAGCCUCAUGUUUCCCAUCCUGGUGGCCUUUGGCGUCUUCAUUCCGACCCUCUUCUGCCUCUGUCGGCUGUGAGAGCACAGGGCCAUCCUGAGGGUGGGGAGAAGGGAGGAGGAAUGAGACCAAACAUGGUUGGUUUUGGUUUCUUCAUGUUUUUCACAAUUUCUUAACAAAAAAUUUUUUAAAGAGGCAGAAUGAGGAGAGAGUGGAUUUGCCCAGCCCAGCCCAGCUCAGCUCAGUCGUGGCCUCAUUUCACUCCCCUCGCUUUCUUCAUGGCUGGCAUCCAAUGGCUGCCUUCCUCUCCAGGGUACUUGGGGUGAAAUCGGACCUUUCUCAUCUAAGGAGCUAGAGGCUGCUCCGUGGGGACUCUGAUCUGUGUCCCUGGGGAAAGGGCUUGGGCCCAGAGCACAAAUACUGUUUCCUUUUAAGAUGGAAUAUUAGGAGAACUAGGGAUAGGAAAUGGAUUGCCUGAGAGAGACCAUGGUUGGGAGUGAAUCGGGGUCUGAAAAGCCUUGUUCGGAGGGCCUGGGCUGAAGGAGGGUGGACAUAGAAUCCAGGGGGGAGGGCAAGUCUGGGCCUAACUGUGUGUUUAAAAAGGAGGGAAGGUCUGAUGGAAGCCUUGUUGGCCGGUCUCCAAAUGAAAGCUCUGUCUUAAAAUGUGUGAACCACGAGGUGGGCCUCUGGCCGGUGAGGGGAGCUGGUCUGGGAACCAGAGCUGCAGCUUUACCUCCUGGCCUGAAACUGCCUUUUGGCUCUUGUCACCACAAAAUACAUUUUGCUUUUAGUGCCUGUCGGGGACUUGAUUUUGCUUUCCCUUUUUUCCCGUUUCUGCUACUCACUUGAAAUUUCUUUCCCUCUCCACCUCUUUCAUGGGUGAUCUCCUCCAGGAGACGGGAGCCUGGGGACUUUUCUUCUGGUACUCAUUGGAAUGGCCCUUUUAAGGACUCCUGGUGGCCACACGGGACUUAGCUUGUCUGCAAGCCCCUCUGGACUUGAAAUUGGAGAUGGUCUGUGUUGUCCAGUGAAAUGAGAGCGUUGAGGGUGAGACCUGGGCCCGGCUCCCAGACUCCCGCUUGGGUCCAGCCAGGUCUCCCUGGUUGUGGAAUCGUCCUCCUCUUCCCAGGAGUAGUGGUUCCUUGGUCUCUGUGUGCGUUCUUUUCCCUAGAUUACGAGGCUAUUUGGCACUCGCUACCUACCGCAGGGGUGUGCGUCAUGUGGUUCUGUACCCAAGGGCUAGGACUGUUCAACCAAUUACUUCCUGAUAAUUGACCUAGAAUUGCCCCCAAGAUACUUAACUGCUUGGCUGUACCUUUUGAUCUGACUCAGGCUUUUGCUGCAGUCACUGGGGCUUCUGACGGAUCUGCUGGUUCUCCCCUCCGUACUGGGUCUCAUCUGCCCCCUGCCCUGCCUGACAGCAAUAAUUUGGCCAUCCUAGGGGGCAGGGGUUGGAAGCGUUCCAAUGCACCGGAGUCCUGGCAGCCACCUAAUCCAUCUUUCUAUUCAGGUUUUACUUCCUCUGCAGUGUUCUGCUCUCUGGGAAUUAAAAUACCUUUGUUGGAUUUCCCUCACUAACAAUUAUCCUCACCGGCUCAGUUGAGGUAGCCUGAGGCAGGGCUCAGCCAGGCUUGGGGAGGAUGGGGGAGGGAUAUGGGAUCUGCUGGCACCUUAGAGAGCACCAGACCCUGUCCCUUGGCAGUGCAGAAAUUCCGUCUUGGCUUCUGCAGGUUUUUUGUUCUCUUUCUUUAGAGCUAAGGAGCAAGUUGAUGACUGAGGUCCCCUUGAGUGCCAGCUUUGUUCCUGUUGUGCAAUCAUCUGCUUGGCACCUGGAGCUAAGACGGUGUCCCCAGCUGAUGGCGCUCAGGCAGCAGAGCCGAGAGUGGUCAGAGGCUCCAGGGGCAAGACACUUGUGGGCCUUCAUCUUCUAACAGAACCUUUGACUCUGGUCACUUGAAUUGCCCUUCCAAGUCCUCCCGGAGUGGACCAGACCCCAACUGCCCUGUGCUUUCAGCUCCUCCCUCUGGGUCAGGGCUGCUAACAACCUUGGGCUGUUUCUAACCUGGAGAGAAAAUGUGGAGAGGACACCUGUAGACUUGCAUUUGGCCUCAUUUUGUUGCUUGAGCAGCAAGAUUUCCUUCCCUCCCCCCAAGAGAGAAACCUUGACUCUCUGCCCUUUUUGCAGUGACCAGCAGCUUUAGAUAGCAAUCCUAGGUCCUGUGACCAUUUUAUGACGGUACCCCCGAGGAGCUUUCCUUCUGUCUUGAUUCCCAGGCUGGCCCUUUGUCCUUGAGCUGGGCAGGAGGCAAUUUUCCUUCAUAGCUGUGCUCAAAGGAAGGAACACCUUUCCAUGAUCUAAAAAGUCUGAAGGGGAAGGAAGGGAACAGGAAACAAUGUGGGUGGGGAUGGGGGGAAGGAAUCCCCUUGGGCAUGACCCGUUCUACAGGCAGGAGUUCUCCUCUUUGCCCGGGCCUGGCUGUAGCUGGGCCAGAAAGCUUUCUCCUUCUCCAGGGCCAGUGGCCUGCUAUACCCUAACAGACAUAGGUACAUGACAUUUUUGCUUGGGGGAUGGGGGCUCUUUAUUAUUAUUUUUUAUUUUUGUAUUGUGUAUAUUAGAAACUACUCUAUUGUUGGGUUUUUGCCUCCUGCUUUUGGUGCCCACCUUACACUUUGAGCCAGUGCUGGAAUUGAGUAAUGGCUCCCAGCUGUCCUGAGGCGCCAGUCCAGGAGAGGCCUGAGGCCGUCAUCUCCUGGGGCCACAUUUUAUCCCUAAACUCCUCCCUUCUGCUCCCACUGCCUCAGCUCAACUAAGGCAGGAGAACCUCCAGCCGGGGUUUGAAUCCUGGGGCCGAACACUUCUGUUUGCCCUCUACCCUGGCAUAGUUGCUUGGCAGAGCCAAGGCCAGUCACCUGGCUCUAAUGGGAUGGGUGGGGGUGGGGCAUGGAUGGAUGGCCCUGUGUGGGAGGAAGAACAGGAGGAAGAGAUAUCAGAUUCUGCUCUAGGCUUCAAGCAGGCUAAACUACAGCCGCGUGUCAGAGGAAUAUAUAUAUGGCAAAUGUUUCCUUGAGCCAGUCAGGGCAGCUCCAUUUAAAAAAAAAAAAAAUGCUUUUUCCCAUGGUCCUGAUGUCAGGGGGAAAGCUGCAUCAUGGGGGCCCUGAUUUGACAUUCUGGUGGCCUGAAAGACAGUUGUCUUUGCUUGUUUUUCCUUAAAUUGCUAUUGGCCAAUGUCACUGGGUGUUGAAUGUUCAUAAUUAGUAAAUACCCCUCGGUUUAUGAGUCUCCAAUUUUGUUCUUUUAUCACUUACCCAGGGGACGGGGGCUUCUCUGAAGGGCUGCCGGGAGCUUGGCUUUGGUUUGGGUCCUGUGAGGCCAGACCAAACCUGUCCUGCAUUACCUUAUGCUCCACCCCUCUCCCUCUGGGUGGCACCUGGGAGCUGUUGUUAGAUCUUUGAAUUUUUUUUUAAAAGUUUCAGUUUGAUAUUCAAUGUUUUUGGAGAAGCUUCUGUUUUAAGGAAUUUCUCCUUUCCUUCUCGCUUCAGUCCAUCGCCUGGGAAGUCCUGGUGUCUCAAAAUCUCAGCCAAACUUCAGAAGCACUGGCAGUAUUUUCAAUUGCCCAGCUCUUAUAUAAAUUUUCCUCAAAAGCUACUCACCUUGGGGAGUCCAGGGAAGGAAUUCGCAGGUUUUCUGUCCUUCUUAGGGAAGAGGCAGAGUCGGUCCCUGGGGGACUGGGGAGGGCCCCAGUCAGCACAGUGCCUUUCUUAAUCUCUUUUCUCUCUGUCUCUCUGACCUUUUUUUUUGGUUUGUUUUGUUUUGUUUUUAAACCGGUUUUGAGCCUUGGUAAUGCUCUCUCUAGAUUCAGGUCUGGGCCAGGGGCUAUCCCUUCCUGCAUGUCCCUACCGCACCCCAUUCCCCUGCAAUAAAAAGGUCUGUUUGAUGUGAGAAAGAUGUCCAGUUGAGUCGUGGUGCCUUGGUGGCUGGAUGGCUUAAGUGUUGAUGCUGCCAUCUUCAGCUUUCCUUUGCCAAAAUCCAGAGGGACUCAGGAAGGAGAACUUUAAAGUGUGAAAAAACAUCCCAGUUCUUUGGUGAAGAUCCAGUAGGAGUAGCCUCCCCCUUCCUGGAAAGCCAGAUAAAGGGGAGAUGAGGCCCUGUUGGCCUUCUGAGGCCACAUUGACCCUGCUUGGGAGCUGAUUGGAAUGUGAAAAAUGGAGAUGUUUCCAUCCUCCUAUGGAAGGAUGUGAGUAAGGAUCAGGAGCCUCGGUAAAAGAGGAGUCAUUUAUCCUUCCUUGUCAACCCGGAACGAGCAUCUCCCAGGGUGGAUUGUGAAGUCCGGUCAGCCUUUUCUGGGACAGGAGGGCCAGACCAGGAGUUCGCCUUUGCCAUAGGUGGGCCACAGCUGGAAGGUUUUUUCAGUAGGGCAAGGGAUGUGGCUGUACCCCUUUCUGUGACUUGGCUACCUUCCCAUGGUCUCCUAGUUGCCCUUUAGCCAGGUUUAAUGACCAACCUGGAUUGGAGCUGGGGAACCUGAGGGCAGUUGAAUUGGCAGAAACACAGCAGGGAUGGAUUUUACACUUGGUGUUGGGAUAAGCAGUUCUGGUCCUUGACUGGUGACAGGUAAUGGCCAGCGGGCUGUCCUUAGGGGUCCCUUUCCUCCCAAGCAUCUUGUGAGAGAGAUGCGUGCCAUCCUUACACAGACACCACCCCUUGGACCCACGAGUGGCUCCUUUCCUUUGGGGUUUCAAGUUCAAAUGCUUCCCUUCCAGGAAGGCCAAACGGCUCAGUCAUUAGCAGGCUGGGGUGGGGAGACCGUGCAUGUGAAUACAGCGGGUUGUCUGGCAGGGGUCUGUGGUCCCAAGGUGAAGCAAUGUUCAGGAAGCUUUGGGUCCCUCCUUCCCAGCUCGCCCUUUUCCCUAGUGUGCUUGUGAUCUAGGGAAUGAAAAGAGAUUGGACCCUGGAUCCAUUUCUCCUUUCACAGACUUAGGGGUUUCUGCACUCUUGCCUACUGUGAGUUGGUCUUAAAGCCAGCCAGGAGUGGCUUUUUCCCAACUUGAGCUAAGGGCCGACUUCACCUGCGGUCCUUGGCCUGUUUAGGAAAUGGAGUGGUGGCUCUCCGGAGCUGACCCUGGCUGCCCCAUUCUGGGCAUGUAAGUCCCCAAAGAAGUGUCAAGGUCUCAGCAACCCUUGUUCCCUUUGGACCUCCAGCCCUCACCGCCCCCUCCCCAAGCUGGGCCCCACUGCUUCGGGGUUUGAGCAGCAGGUUUGGAUGGAGGGUUACAAGCCCUAGUGGACUGGAUGGGGGGCGGGGUAAGGGUUCUUUUCUUUCCGAGUUGUUUCCAUCUGUCCUAACUUUCUUUCCUCCCCCUGCCCCCAAAUCAGGAUGUUUUUUCACUGUCCAUUGCUUUGUGUUUUAAUAAACAAUUUGCAGUGAUA
Molecule: messenger RNA, 6274 nt
Organism: Vombatus ursinus (common wombat)
Lineage: Eukaryota; Metazoa; Chordata; Mammalia; Diprotodontia; Vombatidae
Gene: MLEC
Product: malectin
Exons: 5
Coding region: 16-927 (303 amino acids)
Cellular component (GO): membrane
Molecular function (GO): carbohydrate binding
Source: RefSeq, a predicted model, not a curated record